AUGGGUGAGUACUGUGAGGAGCUGUGCCGCCGGCCUGCUGGGGCCCGUGCGCGCGCUCGCGCUGCUGCUGCCGCGCGCGCGCCUGCCGCCGCCCGCGCGCAGCGCGCUGCUCAGGGCCACGGCCACGCUGCAGCACAGGAUGGCUGUGCCGCCGGCCUGCUGGGGCCCGUGCGCGCGCUCGCGCUGCUGCUGCCGCGCGCGCGCCUGCCGCCGCCCGCGCGCAGCGCGCUGCUCAGGGCCACGGCCACGCUGCAGCACAGGAUGGCUGUGCCGCCGGCCUGCUGGGGCCCGUGCGCGUCGCGCUGCUGCUGCCGCGCGCGCGCCUGCCGCCGCCCGCGCGCAGCGCGCUGCUCAGGGCCACGGCCACGCUGCAGCACAGGAUGGGUGAGUACUGUGAGGAGCUGUGCCGCCGGCCUGCUGGGGCCCGUGCGCGUCGCGCUGCUGCUGCCGCGCGCGCGCCUGCCGCCGCCCGCGCGCAGCGCGCUGCUCAGGGCCACGGCCACGCUGCAGCACAGGAUGGAGGAAGAGAAUUCCGAACCUGAAGCUGGCGCGGAGCCGGCCGCGGAGCCGGUCCGGUGCCACACGCCGGACGGCAGCGAGCCGGACGAGCAGCUGGACGACAUCGCGGCCGAGCUGGACGACGAGCCGGACGAGCCGCCGCCGCCGCUCCCCCGCGGCCGCGACUACCGGGCCCUCCUCUCCCAGGCGCUCCAGGACCUCGCCGCGCAGGCCAACCAGCUCAUCCCCGAAGGAUAGACUCCAGUGCCCGCGCAGUAAGGUCCAGUUUUGUUUGCAGCUAGUCGAUUUUGGUUCGACUUUGUUUUGUUUGGAAUUAAGCUCUGUUUUGUCGGUUUCAUUAUUGUCUAGCGUGUUUGAUGUCGAUCGAUGUUAAAAUUAUAAAACUGCAUCGGGGAUGCUUUAGUGUUGUUUCUUCACUAAAGACAGUGAACUAAUUUCUAUCGCAAUUCUAUAUAUAUGUAUAAUAUUGAUAAUUUAUUAUUUAUUAUUAUUUAUUGUUCGGAGAACCAACAGCUAUAGAUUGUACAAUAGUUAUAUAUAUAGAUAACAAAGAGCCAAUUAUAGGUUCCCACCGGUAGCAACAGGUUAACAGAUAAUUGGUGGUUAGCACUAGAUUUUUUUUUUUUUUUUUUUACAACGUGUUACCACUAAUAUUUUUAAAUAUUAAUACUUAUUAUAUUAUAUACUGAACAAAGAAACCAAAACUUAUUAGUAAUCUUAAUACGUUAAUCGAUACAAUAAUAUGCCAACACAUACGACUCGCUCACUCAAGUAAUUUGUCUGUUAGAAUCCGUCUUAUAGUUGUGAUGUUGCUAUUAAAAACGUCUAUAUCCCGCUCCUUCGUUAGUUCAUUUAGACUUUUACCAGCUCGUAGUAGAAAGCUAUUCUUUCUGUAAUUACGUGAUGAAAAAGGAAUUGAGAGGGGAGGGAAGUAUCUUUUAGACCUAGAUGGAGUAUUGAAGGAGAGCUUAGCGAGCAAUUCAGGACAAUCAAUGUUACCAUUUAAAAUAUUAAGUAUAUAAGUAAUAUCUGCAAUCUGUCGACGUUUAUGUAGUGGGAUAAGGUGAUGUUUUUUACAAAUAUUCUCAUAAUUGGAUGAAUUAUAAGGAGUUUUCAUUUUAAAGCAGAGGUAUUUUACAAACUUUUUCUGUAUACGUUCUAUUCUGUUAAUGUAAAUAUUAUAACUGGGGUUCCAAAUUUGAGACGCAUAUUCAAGUUUACUUCUGACAUAUGUACAAUAAAGAACUUUUAUAGUUUUAAUUUGGGUAAAAUGUAAAGAACUACGCAUUAUGAAUCCCAAAGUCUUGGUAGCACCAGUUACUAUAUUAUCUAUAUGAGUAUCAAAUAAAAGCUUUGAAUCAUGGGUGACUCCCAGGUCCUUCAUACAUGACACAGAUUUAAGCACAUGAUCAUUUAGCUUGUACGAAGUUGGAAUUGAACUUUGUUGUCUAGUGAAGGUUAAAGUAAAGCAUUUAGAUACAUUUAGAUCUAAUUUAUUGGUCUGGCAAUAUGCAACAAGACGUGUAAGGUCAUCUUGUAAAAGAGCAGAGUCAUCCAAUGAAUUAAUUUUGGUAAAAAUUUUCAUGUCGUCAGCGAAACAUAGCAAUUUGGAAGUGUGGAAACAAUCACUGAUGUCAUUGACAAAUAUAUUGAAAAGCAAAGGCCCCAGCAACGAUCCUUGAGGAACGCCACUGGGAACAGUUACCCAGCCAGACACAUAGUUGUUAAUGACAACAGCUUGCGACCUAUUGUCAAUAUAAGACGUGAACCAGCGCAACAGAUCACCGUGAAUACCCAUAUUACUUAACUUGAGGAUUAGCAAUUUAUGGUCAAUUUUAUCGAACGCUUUACUAUAGUCUGUGUAAACUACAUCUACUUGACUACCUUCAGACAUGACUUUAGUUACAUAAUCAUUAAGGAGUAUCAAAUUUGAAACGGUAGACUUACAUCGCAGGAAACCAUGUUGGAAAGGACUAAAAUAAUUCUUAAUUGCCGCAUAUACUUGAGUAUAAACUAGUUUUUCAAGUACUUUAGCAAGUAUACAGAGUUUUGAGAUUGGCCUAUAAUUAGUUACUUCCGUUUUUGGGCCUUUCUUAUGAACGGGUGUAAUGUAGGCUGAUUUCCAUAUGGAAGGGACGUUACAUUCAGCAAAUGAGCGCUUGAAUAGUAGAGAUAUUGGAAUCACAAUUGUAUUCGCGCAAUUAAUCAGAAAGAGGGCCGGCAUAUCAUCAGGUCCAGCUGAUUUGGACGGAUCCAAUUUUAACAGUAACUUUAUAAGAGCAUCUGAGUUAACUUCUAUAUUACUUAUAUGUGAGAUAGAACCACCCACAGAGUCAACCGGCACCGCUUGAUCAAUACUAGGCGCAGAAAAUGUUGUAUAGAAAUAGUUAGAGAAAGCCUCACAUAUAUCAGCGGCCGUAUUGACCAAUCUUUCGUCAUACUUUAAACAACUCGGUACACCAUGUGAGCUAGAACGCGACUUAAUGUAGGACCAAAACUGCUUCGGGUCUCUAACGAUAUUAUUUUCGAGGCGUCGAACAUAUGUUGCAAAACAUGACUGUUCAAGUUUUUUGACCCUGUCCCUUUGAAAAUUAAAAGAGAUUAAAUCUGAUAUAUUACCAUAUGUACGGAAUUUUCUUAGAUAUUUAGAUUUCUCUUUGAUAGCUUUUUUUAGCGCGGGCGAAUACCACUUAGGAAAACUAUCAGUAUGACAUAUUUUACUAGGGAUAUAUUUAAAUCGCAGUUUUUUAAAUGUGGAAUAAAAAAAGCUAACCGACUCCUCUAAUGAGCGUCGCGAGAAUUCAUCCUCCCAAUUAAUCAAGGUCAACUCGUUGUUAAUGGAACUAUAGUCACCUUUAUUGUAAAAAUAUUUUAUGCGAGGAGCGGGUUUUAAACUACUUAUUUUUGCAAAUUGAAUCGAAACUAAUAUAGCUUUAUGAUAUGGAUCAAUCGGUACUAAAGGGUCCGAACACUCACUAACAUGUACUACAUCAUUGGACAAGACAAGGUCUAAUAACUUACCAUACUGGUUACGGACAUCGUUAUAUUGAUUUAAGUUUAGCGUGUUUAACUCAUCAAUUAAACUACACUCAUCGUUAGUUUUAUAAUUCGAGGGAAUCAAAGUAGAAUGCUGAUGUGUCCAUAUAAUAUUGCUCAUAUUAAAAUCGCCUAUUAUUAAAUACUUGUCAUCACACCCACGUAAUACCGCUUCACCUAGGCUGUUGAGGAAAUUAGAUAAUUGCUGUGAGAAGGUAUUACCAUUAUUUUGUUUACAUAAGUAUAAAACACAUAGGUGCAGUUUAAUUGAUGUGUUUUGAUGGCCCUUAAUAGUCAAGGUCACCCAUAGAUCCUCGGCUGUUGAUUGAUAGGUAGGUUGCGGAAUGACUGCCAGCUCCCUGCGAGUAGCUAUAAUAACGCCACCUCCUCGAUUUUGGCCAGUUACAAGCGGAUCACGGUCUCGCCGCCAAACGACAUAUCGAUCAUCAAAUAACUCCGUGUCCAAUACUCCAUCUAGUAGCCACGUCUCUGUUAGUAAAAUUAUGUCAUAAGAUGAAAUGUUUAAGUUACGAUAAAAUAAAGAAGUUUUGGAACGGAGUCCCCUCACGUUUUGGUAAUAAAUUGUAGGAUAAAUACCUCCCUCGUUAUUAUUUAAAGCCAUUUACGAGUGCAAUAUACGCAAUAAUAAAAUAUCAACAAAUUAACCGAGCUAGGUAAACAGUGAAUUAACUUAAAUAAGCGUAUUAGGUAAAAUAACUUCAUUUGCAAUUAAUAUUAGGAAUUCUUUAUUUUAUAUAAAACAGGAUCUUAAAGACAAACACGCUGGAUAAUAAUGACUGAGCUUAAAAUAGUACAUUACGAUACAAGUGCGAAAAAUAGGAAAUUCGAAACGAGUGGCGAUAAAUUAAAACACGACCGAAGGGAGUGUUUUAAAUCGACACGAGUUGCGAAUUACCUAUUCGCACAUGUAUCGUACAACGUUUUACAGUACAUAUGUCCCUUUAAAUGUUCGACACAGUAACGUAAUAUGCUACUUCUCGCACUAGUGCUAUAAAGUAGCCCCAUAUGUACUGUAAAAUAAAUAAAUUAUUUAAAGCGGCAAGUUUCCAAUGUAUAAAUGUUGGUUAUGUGUUAUAGAAAUUGACCACCGCGGUACUGCUAGUCGGCGUUGAAAAUUUAAACUUAAGUGUAACCUCACGGUUUUGAAUGUUUAUUAAAUUUUGACUCUUCAGAAAUGUACAAGAAAUUAUAAGUUGUAAAACUAGUAAAUUUAAAAUCGGCUCAAUGUUGCAGUGAAAUGUUAGUAUGUAGAUUUUAGAUUAACGCCGCGGUUCUGAUCAUUGUAAAAUGAGUCAAGACACGUCAUUUAGUUCGUAACGACACUGUAUUUCUUGAACGCGAGUGGUAAGAAUUUUACAAUGAUUCAAUGCAAACAGUCAAUUUGUUAUCGAUCGUGCACUUUAUUGGCAAUUGACAAAAAAGGUAUGUAUUGCCUGAAUCCUCUCAUAAGAGUCCAGCUAAGAUAACUUUGCACUUUGGAGUGUCAUUAUAAACGUCAAUUUGAGAUUAAUGAUGACAUUUUCACACUUUGCUUAGCUUGAGUUACCUUGGUCCGACUCUAUGUUUAAACUCUAACCAGAAAUUCUUCUCGUUCGCAUUCUAGUUUAUUUUUAAUGGAACUUUACCCAUAUACAAACGACGUAAGUGCAAUGCCUCUCGUCAAAUCACAGUCCUAUACCUGGCAUUAAUGCAUAUCUAUAUUAAAUUGUAUAAACCAUAGUAAUUCAGAAUGUUACAGCGUUUAGAUUAGUUUAUUUUUACAAGGUGAUAAGAGCAUGUUUAUUUACACAAAGCAAGAUUGGAUUUACUCAUAAUUUUGCUGCUUGUCGUUUUCAAAUUCAGUAUUCGACCUCAAACAACUUCUAUUGGUCGCAUUGAAAUAGCUAAAUGUACCGUACCAUAAUGUGCGUUUAGUCUCUAUUGGUCGCUGAUUGGACUAGUAACCCACAGAUUAAUAAAGAUAUCUGCGGCAAAUCUUAUUUUGUCACGGUUUGAAAAAACCUAAUAUAAACGUUUUACUAAUAUUUCGAAGACUUCUGUGUUAAAUACUUCGAGUUAAGUGUGAUUGGAAUCAGGAGCAUUUCUUGUCUAUUUAAAUUUUAUCAUGCUAGAAUUUAUACUCAUUCUUGAAAAGGAAAACAUAGGUGUGCCUACUGAAAAAUGCAAUAGUAAUAAGAUUGGCGGAUGACUGACACAACAAAUUAUGUGCUUACUAGUUUGGCGCAAUGACCUAAAAUGAGUCUUGGCCUGCAACACAAGAGCACGCCAUUUUACCCGGUAUGCGCGGAUUCACGCACGCACGCAGUUUUCACUGAUGCCGAGCUCACGGAGAUCUACCUCCACUUUAUCCGCCCAUCGAUACUUCACACUCAACAAAUUAUGUCGUAUACUGCAUUUGAAAUGUUGACCCUAAUUGGAAAAUAUAACUAAGAUGUAUUUUUAACACGAGGGCAUAUUUAUUACUGAAAUAUAGAUGCAUUGGUUAAAACAGGGACAACUAAAGUAUUAAUACAAUAUUUUGUUAAAGAUUUGGCGCAUUUUUGUCUGCGGCAUCGCUGUUAUGCUAUUGGGUCAAACUAAGGCUUGGAGGAUUUAACAAAAAAUCGGCCAAUGGUGAUUAGCCAUACAUUUGACGUGCCUCUCCCCCGCAAAAAUCGGCAGACUGUUUUGUACAGAAAAUUACAGACAAGGCGUCUCCAGUUGUUAAAUCCUGCAAGUAACGAUCGUGCCAAGACAAAAGUGCAAGUUGCCCUGCACUUUGCUGUCAUUACAAUAUGACCAGCAGUAGGUAUUUAUUCUUGUAACGUUAACAGACAAGGUACUCGCGACGUGUUCAAACACUAACGAAUAACUAUCACAAUAUGCUUGUAUUAUGAGCUCCUUGCGAUGACUUUGGCUGUUCAUUCGGUUCAUUCAUUUUUUUGACAACCUUAAUACUUCAAAAAUAUUUUAAAAGUAAAUAAAACUGUGCAUGAAAUGUCAGGCUAGUGGCCAGGUCAAGAAGUUCUUGAUUCCCUAUACAAUUUUAAGUUGUGCUUUCAAUUCUUGCCUCAUGUUCAAAUGUUACAUAAACACGUUCGAGUAAAAGCUCAAAAGCCUGAAAUUGAAAUACCUUUUCAUUAAAAAGAAAAUAAUAAUGAAAUGAUUUUUUUAUAACGAUUUUAUCGUUACAUUUUUGGACGCUGGCUCUUCAUAAAAAUAUGUGUUAGUAUAUGUGAAAAUGUUUAUAGCAUGUAUGAGUAGCUCUCCGUCUUAUAGCUGUAUGUUUUACAAUUUUGUAUUUCGUGUCACGUCUCGUAUGAUGGAAUGUGUAGCUUAUCGACUUUGAAAUGUACCUAUUUGUAUUCUAAAUUGUAACAAUUGUGUUUCGGCUGUGAGCGUAUCUUAGUUUAGUGUUGUGGAAUGAGCGAAAUUUUCCUACCUAUAAAGAUAACCUUCUCGAUAUCAUACCUACCUGUAAGUUAACCAGUACCCGUCCAAAACUUGUACUUUGUAAUGAUUUGCGAAUCUUUAUUUCGGUCCCAGCUUCUUAAGUUGGCUUCUUCUAUUUGUCGUGUACUGUUUAUCUAGUGUCGAUGUUUAUAUUCCUUCUCUAAAGCUCAGUUGCAAACCAAACAUUUUUGUAAAAUGAAUUCUUGAUUUGGCGAUGGAAUACUCUUUUGGUAGAUAGGCUAUCUCUCGACAUACCAGUCCCGUUAAACACACUGCCUCAGUCAAGAUUUUAAUACACGGUACAUGAAAUUAAAUUUAUAACUUACGAUGUAAUAUUAUAUAAAAGUUUAUCGUAUAUGUAUACAUCAAUAAUUGUAAGUUAAUAUAUACUUCAUGUCCAUUCAUAGUACACUACCAUCCAUCACAAAUGUAUUCGUCAUUGUAGUCGCAGGGGCCGUUCUCUUAUAGGGGUGUCACACUAUGCGGCACACCGGGCACGGUUACCGGGACCAGCAGCGUUAUCAUGGUCGCAUUUUUAUCAUCUGUCACUAUGCCUGUCACUUUCGCACUUACAUACUUGUUAGAACGUGACAGACAUGGUGACAAAUGAUAAAGAGCCGACCAUCUUAGCCCUACAGCAGUGGCAGCAUGGUUCCAAUUUUAUCGCUUGUCACUAUGCCCGUCACGUUCGUACAUAGUUGUUAGAACGUGACAGGCAUGGUGACAAAUGAUAAAGAGCCAACCCUUAGCCCUACUGAUUACAUAGUAGCGACAAAGGGUGAAGAAUGGAUGCUCUUUCCCGGGUACCGUAUCUGGUGUAUCGCGUUGUACGAUAGCCGUUUAGGCUAGUUCUCCGGUAGGUCUGUCUAUACAGGCAUAGUUCUCGAAUGUAUUGCAUCCAAUCACCUUUUUGAAUAUAGCCUUCAAUAGUCGCUUAUAUAACUCAACUAUUGAUACAAAGCAAUAACUUUACCUGGCGAGAGAACAGGUAACGAGAUGUAUCGAAUUUUCAUAAUUUGUACUUUAUUCAUUGUGUAAUUGUUAACGAUUUAUAAAUAGCGAAUCGGGUAAUGUUUGCGUUACACCGGGGGGCGACGGGCGCGCGGCGCCGCGGGCAGUCACUGGCGACUUGUAAAGUGGUGCUAUCAAUGCUGUUUCGAGUGACUGGAAAUUAAGACAAAAUGUAUAUUUAAUUUUGUCCUGAUUUUAGAGCUUAUUAAUAUAUAUACCUUAAUAUAAUAUAACUGUGCUGUAAUUAUCUUUUUAUUAUUUUUAAGACAAUUUAUUUCCAAACUGGCGCGAUUCAUGGCCGCCACUGCGAUAGGUACUCCGCGGGCGGCUUCCAUGCACCGCGCCACUAAGAUAUCGCUUGUAAUUAUACAUACAUAAUUAUAAACUUGAAACUCGUGUGUUGACCUAUACUAUUACAAACAUUUACGUUACUGAAUUUCAGUGAAAUAUAACUGUGUUAUGGACGUUAAUUUGUGCAAAAAAAUAAUACUGUAAAUCGGAGUGGAAAGCCAAAGUAAACAGUAUUUUGUAAAAGUCA
This is a messenger RNA of Cydia pomonella (codling moth), 8557 nucleotides long. RefSeq lists its product as uncharacterized. The transcript is spliced from 4 exons. The record is from RefSeq and is a predicted model, not a curated record. The coding region runs from base 1 to 756 and encodes 251 amino acids. Lineage: Eukaryota; Metazoa; Arthropoda; Insecta; Lepidoptera; Tortricidae.